Molecule: messenger RNA, 2430 nt
Organism: Leishmania braziliensis MHOM/BR/75/M2904
Lineage: Eukaryota; Euglenozoa; Kinetoplastea; Trypanosomatida; Trypanosomatidae
Exons: 1
Coding region: 1-2430 (809 amino acids)
Source: RefSeq, a predicted model, not a curated record
AUGACAGACAUCUACGCGGUAGCUCAGAGCCUCAUCGAGGAAUUGCGGACGAAUCUUGGAGAACUGAGACAGUCGCCAGACGCGCAGGCGCGCCUUCAGCGCAUCGCCCUCCGUAAAGUAGAGUCAGAGCGUGAAAGGUGUCACGGUCACUACCCAGACCUGAAGUGCACUAUCGAGAAGCCAAGUUUCUGUUUCUCGCCGCUGGCCACGGCGCCGACGACACGGGUAGCGUUUUCCCCUGGUUUUAUCUGCAGUGCUGGUGAGGCCACCAACGCAGACAACAAUGACUCUUUGUCCACUGUGACAAGAACGACGAGCACACGUACCAGCUCGCGCUCCAAGGCAACGAAGGAGAAGCUCUCCAGCGGCACACCCCUGCUAUCAACCGACACCACGGGAGUUGUGCCCACUGCUCGCACAAACCUCUUCUCAUCCCAAUCCAUCAAAACAGUCCAAGCGCAAAACUCUCCGGUCCAAGCACCAGUGAGUCACGCCAAACAUGUAGCUGCUUCUGGGGAGCCGAUAACAGGAGGUGAUGACACAGCCAUUGCCGCUUUCUCAUCGGCAGCUCUCAGUGAUUUAGCUACAGCGGCAUUGCUCGCCCCCUUCUCAGGAGCCUCGCGGGCGCUGGUAGAUCCGACACGCUUCACCCCACUUGUAAGACAGAUCUAUGCUGACAUGCAGCAGCGCGCUACUACCACGCCAGCUACACCUGCAGCGGUCGAGUGGCGUCGCCGCACGAUGGGUCCCCAGGACGCUGAGGUGCGCCGCGCGGUGCGGGACUACCUCUAUCGAAUGAACAUCAUCUCUGUCAUGGAGGCCGAGGAUGCAUCCAUGACGGCGCCACACGUCUUCAGCGACGCCCUCUUGAACGGCACUGCACUAUGCCAGCUUGUCGAGACCCUUAGAGAAGACGGUGAACCGCCGCUUUCUGAUCCAGUUCCAUGUCGUUGCCCACGCACAUUCGACGAGGUCCGCGUGAACUACGCGGUCGCGCUCGCUGCCUUGCGUGGUACCCCAGGCGCGGCGCAAGAGCUGCUGCCUCGCGCUACUUGGAUGAUGACGCCGGAGGAGGUUUACCUGCGCGCCUCUCCGACGGCGCUGCUCUCUCUCUUUGUGCACCUCAUCUCCACCUACCUCCCUGCCCCAGAGGAGUUGCCUCUGUGGAGGCAGCACAUGUGCUGGCAGCCCCCUGCAGACGCAGCUCACUACGCACCUGCACCACCCACCGAGCUUGCCGCCGCGGAGGCGCUGUGCGGCCGUUUUCUGCACGCGUGGGGUGCGCUGCCUGACCGCACCGUCUACCACUUACCCGGGGACGAGUGCCUCCUACCCACCGCCACGGCCGCGCCGUACAUGGCGAAGUGGUCCGGAUUCGUAGUCCGCCCGGUGGCGCCGUCGUCUAUCAGUGUGCCGUCGGUGUGGCCAUUCUUGUGCAACGGCGUGCUGCUCGUGCUGCUUGCCCGACGCAGCGGAGUGGAGGCGGUGGCGAAGGCGACGACCUCGUCCCACGGCGUGCCGCCCUUUUUCGCGAAUCCCCGCACCUUCGCCUGCUGCGCUGCCAACAUCGCUGGCGCCUUGCAUAGUUUUCAGACUGCACUGGCGAAGAAGUUGCCGCUGUCGUUCAUGUCCAAGGACUCCACGGCGGCCAUCAUCCGAGGUGACCGAGCGCACAUUCUUCAUCUCCUUCUGCACAUACGUGCUGCUAUGGAGGUCACCACGCUGCCCCGUGAUGUGCGUUCUGCGCCACUGAACAAGACUGCAGUCGCGCUAGGAGGCUGCACACCUACCAAGGUCUCGAGUCGGGCACCAGACGGUGAGGCUGUCACGACAUCGCCGUCAUCGUUCUCAUCACCAGGUUCACUGAUGCAGACACCGUCCACUGUUGCCAAAGAAGCUCUCCGCCCGAGUGCGCUGCUGCUACCUGUAGGACCUCGCUCGUUGGACCCCUUUCCUUUCACGGCAUUAGCGAGCAGCAGCUCUGCUAGUGUCCGUCGCGAGACAGUACCCGCAAAGAAACCGCAAGGCCGUGGUGGGCUGUGUGGAUGGCUGUGCCAGCAGCUGGGAACCGAGUAUCGCUACACCGCUGCCGACGAGUCUUUUGUCGUUGACGCUGCCACCUUCACCUUACAGCACCCUUGCCUGGUCUUCUCCGACGGCGUUGUUCUCGCUUACCUGAUUGGGCGAUUGGAGCGGCGCCGCUGCUCAUUCCUCGACUGUGUGCGACCCGCUUCCAAAAAGCCUGCGAAGCUCUUCAACGUGCGACGCUGUCUCGAAUUCCUUCGUUUUGGUGCUGGUAUUACCUUAAACAUCGCCUUGCUGGACGAGGCGCUGAUGGAAGGCAAGGUGGAGGGUGUUAUCUCGGUCCUGCAGGCGAUGCGGCGCCAUUACUGUUUGGCGCACGCACGACACUCGCACCAAGAGGCAUGA